GUCCCAAGGCAGCCUCCAGCUGAGAGCAGAGGGACUCUGGCGGCCGCGAUCCGGGGGGAGACUCCUCCAGGUGACACGCCUGCCGCUUCCCGUUUUCGCUGAAGCGCAAGGCAGGGGCUGGGACGCCGCAAAGGCUCACAGAGCUCGUUGCAGACCCGGUGUGCAGCCCUGUGUGAAGCGAGAGGAGGAGCUCUGCCGGUGGCGCCGGCUCUCCGAAGGUCCAAGUCUCCCGGGCGAUUAUCUGGCAUAGAAGUAUUCUUUGAAGAAUUUUGUAUGAUAUUGGAGGAUGGCAGAAGCAGUUUUGGUUGAUCUGUUCGGUUUGGAAUUGAACUCUCGGGAAAACUGCCAUCAGACAUUACUGAAGACACUGAAUACUGUCCGAUAUGGCAAGGCCAAGUUCCUUUUCAUAAUAUGUUGCAAUAACUUCAGCAAAUGGGAUGGUGAACAUAAUUGUAAACUGGAGACAAGCAAUGAAUUAUCAGCAUUUUUCAGUGAAUUUGAGAUUGUUAAUAAUCCAAGCAUGGCUGCUUCUUUGUAUACUAUUAAGCAAAAAAUUGAUGAAAAAAAUUUGAGCAGCGUUAAGGUGAUUGUACCAGUACACAGGAAAGCAUUAAUGAAGGCUUUUAUUGAUCAACUCUUCACUGAGGUAUACAAUUUUGAGUUUGAAGAUUUACAGGUGAAGGAUGGCCUUUCGGAGCAGUCCACUGAAAUAAACAUGAUCACAUCUCCUGAACUAGAAAAAAUACAGGAUGAAAUAGAAACAUAUUUGAGAAGCCUGCCAGCUCUGAAUGGAAAAUUAACUAUUAUUACAUCUCCUUUGAUCCCAGACAUUUUCAUACAUGGAUUUACUACAAGAACAGGUGGAAUAUCUUAUAUACCAACUCUUAGCUCACUUAAUCUCUUCAGUAGUUCCAAACGGAGAGAUCCUAAGGCAGUUGUUAAAGAAAAUCUUCGUAGGUUGUCAAAUACUGCAGGAUUUAAUGCCGAGAAGUUUUACCGAGUAAAGACUGAUCAUGCCAGUAAAAUCUGGAGCAUGGGGGAAAAGGAGCCUGAAUUUUAUGAUGGAAUAAUCACCAAUCAAAGAGGAGUCACAAUAGCAGCUCUUGGUGCUGAUUGUAUACCUAUAGUUUUUGCAGAUCCCAUGAAAAAAGCAUGUGCGGUUGCUCACUCUGGUUGGAGAGGUACAUUGUUAGGUGUUGCUAUGGCUACAGUGAAGGCUAUGAUAUCAGAAUAUGGCUGUAGUUUGGAAGACAUUAUUGUUGUACUAGGACCUUCAGUAGGACCUUGCUGUUUUACUCUUCCCAGAGAAUUAGCAAAUACAUUUCAUAAUCUUCAUCCAGCAUGUGUACGACUCUUUGACUCACCAAAUCCCUAUAUUGACAUCCGAAAAGCCACCAGGAUUCUUCUAGAACAAGGAGGAAUUCUUUCACAGAAUAUUCAGGACCAGAACCAAGAUCUCAACCUCUGUACAUCCUGCCAUCCUGAAAAGUUUUUCUCCAACGUCCGUGAUGGCCUUAACUUUGGUACACAGAUUGGCUUCAUAUCAAUUAGAGAAUGAGAUACUUGACUGGAUUUUUACAUAACUUUUCUUCCUUCUUCCAAAUUGAUGGCAAGAGAAAAAUUAAUUGAUUGUAAAGCAUAGAGGAUUACAAUGGACACUUCAUUUGUAGGGUGUAUUUUCAUUAUUAUUACCAAAUCCAAAUGAUUUUUAAUUUAAAUGAUAACUGACUAAAAAUUAAUAUGACUUUUAUAUAUGAAGAUGGUUCUAAAAUAUUGUUCUCCUUAUUACAUAAAUGAGGAAUAGGUUUGUUGGAUAUUUAUUGGAUAUUUUCUACUUUUCAGGUAUUAUGUUAAACAUAAGUUAACUGAAAUGACUUAGACUUUUUCCCUUUGAGUACAAUGCACUGAAAGUGAUAAACCUUACAACUAAAAUUUAACUUUAAUAGCAGUAGAAGAGUACAGAAAGAAGAAGAGUUAAUUUUACCCAAAAGUCAGGAUAGAGAAGGUAUUACAGCAAAAAUGACAUGUGGACCCAAAGUGUGUAUAGGCUUUUAACAAGUGAGGAACAACCAUAGCAGUGAGGAAACAUCAUGAACCAGAGAAUGAAACUCUGGAAAUUUAUACAAUGUCCUAGAGACAGAACACUGUGAGCAGAAUAAGGACGGAACAAACAAAUUAGAAAUAAAUUGGUAGGAGUCUCAUAAUGCCAUGUUAAAAAUUUCGAGUUUAUUUUCCUGGCAAGUAGUAGGCAUAAAAAGCAGAGGAGAGUUUUUAUUUCCUUGUUAUCCUAUACAAUAUGAUGAAUUUGUAUUGUGAGAAACUGAACCAGAGAGAUUAAAUAAAAAGCUGGUAAAAAUAUUUCAAAAAAGAAAUGAUGAAGUCUCAAUAAAGCAGUAGAAUUACAACAAAGAGUGAAUGGAUUAGAGAGAUAUCAGAGAGACAUGGAAUCAGUAGGUAAUAGAAUUAAGAGGUGAGGAAGAGUAGGCAAGUCAUUGAUAAUUCCAACUUUUCUGCUUAGGUAACUACCGAGAGUACCAACAAAGGGAGGGAGGGGGUUUCAGACAUGGGAAAAGGAUAAUGAGUUUCACCUUAUCAUAGAAUUAAGCACAUAUAGAUGAAAAUUAUUGGUCAACAAUUAAAAAUAUAGACCUGAAAUUUAGGAGGAGGCUGGGAAAAAGACAUAGAUUUGGAAGUCAGCUAAGUAGAGAUGAUGCCUGAGUCUAUUGGAGAAUUUUGGGUCAUCUAGGCAAAAAUUAGGAUACUUGUUCCAAAAGGAGUCCCAAGGAUGUAGCCUCAUAUAACACCUUCAUUGGAAAAGCAAGAAGCUAAAGUGGCAAAGAAAAAGAAAGAAAGGAAGGAGGGAAGGAAGGAAGGAAGGAAGGA
Fukomys damarensis (Damara mole-rat) is the source of this 2883-nucleotide messenger RNA. It is a transcript of the gene Lacc1, whose product is annotated as laccase domain containing 1. Bases 287 to 1558 code for a protein of 423 amino acids. Gene Ontology annotation, molecular function: copper ion binding. The record is from RefSeq and is a predicted model, not a curated record. Lineage: Eukaryota; Metazoa; Chordata; Mammalia; Rodentia; Bathyergidae. The transcript is spliced from 7 exons.